Molecule: messenger RNA, 1253 nt
Organism: Pygocentrus nattereri (red-bellied piranha)
Lineage: Eukaryota; Metazoa; Chordata; Actinopteri; Characiformes; Serrasalmidae
Gene: dnase1l4.1
Product: deoxyribonuclease 1 like 4, tandem duplicate 1
Exons: 10
Coding region: 159-986 (275 amino acids)
Biological process (GO): DNA catabolic process
Cellular component (GO): nucleus
Molecular function (GO): DNA nuclease activity
Source: RefSeq, a predicted model, not a curated record
GGUUCUUCUAUCAUAAAGCUGUUGGGUGGACGGCAGGGAGUGUGUACUAUCACAACAUCAGCAAAGCCUCGGUUGAGGAAGUUAUUGCAUCAGAGCUGUUUUGUUGAAUGCUUGCUUAACAGUGACAGAAUCGUCUUCACGGACACGGCGGAGGCAUCAUGAAGAUAGCUUCCUUCAACAUUCAGAAAUUCGGGAAGAGGAAACUGUCAGAUCCAGCUGUUCUGUCGACUCUCGUUAAGAUAGUGUCGCGCUAUGACAUCGUCAUCAUCCUGGAGGUGGUGGAUGGAAGUGGGACAACUGUUGACACUUUUCUGAAGGAGCUAAAUAAGAACAACCCGAAGCGUCCUUUCAGCCUGAAGAUCAGCAAACGUCUGGGAAGAACCGUGUACAAGGAGCAGUAUGUCUUCCUUUACAGGGAAGAUGAGGCGAAAGUGACUGGAACAUACCAGUAUGAGGACAACCAGCCUGGAGAUGAAGAUGCCUUUGACAGAGAACCCUACAUUCUGCGCUUCUCCUGUCCUAACACAGUGAUGAAAGAUCUGGUCAUGAUUCCUGUCCACACAAAGCCGGAAGCCUCAGAGAAAGAGAUUGACGAGUUUUAUGACGUGACCCAGGUGGUAAAAGACAAAUGGAAAACAGAAAAUAUCAUGAUCUUGGGAGACUUCAAUGCCGACGGCAGUUACGUGUCCAAAAAAGAGAUGAAAGGAAUUCGCAUCUUCACCGACAAGAACUUCCACUGGCUGAUAUCUGACGAUGUGGACACCACGACACGCUUGAAGAAUGACAACACCUACGACAGGAUUGUGGUGUAUGGAAAGGCCUUGCUAGACGCUGUUGUGCCAAAUUCUGCCAAAGCGUUCAACUUCCAGCAGGAAUAUGGACUCACUGAAGCUGAUGCGCUUAAAGUGAGUGACCACUACCCCGUGGAGGUGGAACUGAAAAAAGGCAAGUCCUCUGGUCAAAGCUCAGGCAAACGCAACAAAUAGAAUACCAUGGGAAACGGAGGGAACACUUGCAUUGGAGCUGGACACUGAGGGGAAAACAGAAGCAGUUUCUGAAGAUGGAUGAAAUGUUUGAGCUUUAAAUACAACUUUUUAAUUGUAUUUUUUUAAUACAAGUGUACAUGUAUUCAAUUGUUCUACCUGUGCUGUUUGGAUAUGUUGCGAGUCGAUCCCAGACACAGUUGACAAAAUGUAAACACAGCAGUAAGUUACAAACCUUUAUUUCAGUUAUUUCAAUUUACAAGCGGGAGG